Molecule: messenger RNA, 3585 nt
Organism: Passer domesticus (house sparrow)
Lineage: Eukaryota; Metazoa; Chordata; Aves; Passeriformes; Passeridae
Product: kazal-type serine protease inhibitor domain-containing protein 1-like
Exons: 4
Coding region: 527-1435 (302 amino acids)
Biological process (GO): regulation of cell growth; regulation of signal transduction
Cellular component (GO): interstitial matrix; extracellular region
Molecular function (GO): insulin-like growth factor binding
Source: RefSeq, a predicted model, not a curated record
AAGCCCCAGGGCACUGGGGUUUUGGGUGCUUCUUUGUACACAUAUUCAUCUUUUUGUGGACAUCUAUUUUGCCUGAUGUAGGGGAGGGCCACUCAUAGCAGUGACUUUUUUCAUUUUACACUCCUUUUCCCUGUUCCCCUUUCCACAAUAGCUGCAAUGUAACGUUCCAGUAGAGCAAGGCUUUGCAAAUUUGGCUCAAUGAGACAUGGAGCAAACAGCUUUUCAGAGAGCUUCAACUCAGCUGUCAGAAGGGGCAGUUUGGUCUCUGUGCAAGCAGUACUCACAUUCCAAACUGCAUUAGGGAAAAGCUGCUGGGUCUUUAUGCAUUUUUAUUAUCAGUUCCAGAUUAGGAAUCUGAUACUAAUUUUUCCUUAAAGCCUGUGUUUGGAGUACAGCUUAUAUUCUAAAACAAAAUCAGGAUUGUGAUGUUUUUCUCUCACUAGCUUGCUCUUUUUUUGGUUUGCUUUUUUUUCCUCUCCCUGGCUUUACUCCAAGGACCUUUUCUUCUUUUUGUUACACUCUCGAGAUGAAGCACCGGAUGGUUACAGCAGUGCUGGUAGCACUGGUACAGGUUUCACAGAGUUUCCCUGCCUUGUACCACCGAGGCUGGUGGAGGCUCCUAAGGGAAGGAGAUAGCUGUGGAAAAUGUGAUUUGGCACUCUGCUCUGAGCCCAAGGACUGUCCAGCCGGGGCUGUGCUGGAUCGCUGUGGCUGCUGUCCGGAAUGUGGGAACGUGGAAGGUCAGACCUGCGACUUGGACCAGGGCAAUCAUUUUUAUGGGCAGUGUGGGGAUCACCUCGAGUGCAGGUUGGAUGCUGAUGAAGCAAGGUUUGGGGAAGUCCCUGAACCCCAGUGUGUGUGCAAAUCUCAAGAAAGCAUCUGUGGACCUGAUGGGAAAACCUACGAAAACAUCUGUCAGUUCAACAAGGCUUACGCUGCGAAAAGAAACAUCAACAUGAAACAUAAAGGGCCAUGUGAAUCAGCUCCUGUUAUUUCUAUGCCACCUCAGGAUACCCAGAAUUACACUGGCAAUGAUGUCAUUUUUGGCUGUGAGGUGUCGGCCUAUCCUAUGCCACAGCUUGAAUGGAAAAAAAAGGGGAAUAAAAUGUUUCUGCCAGGAGAUGACACCCAUGUCUCCGUUCAGGCAAGAGGUGGGCCUCAGAAGUAUGGUGUGACAGGCUGGCUGCAGAUUCAAGGCCUCAAAAAAUCAGAUGAAGGCAUUUAUAUCUGCUACACCAAAAAUAAGCAUGGUGCAACAUAUGCCUCUGCAAGAUUGAAAGUCAUUGAUGGCCCGUCUCCUGCAUUUGCAUUUACUGCUGGCAGUAGAAGCGCAAGCUACAGCAUUGAAUACGAGGAGUAUUAUGACAAUUCUGAUGACGAAGAUGAUGAAGAAUAUGAAUCCGGGAACUACGAUAAUGAAAACAAUUCUGAAUAAUAAUUUUUGUAUAUCUCUUGUGCAAAUCCUUCCACACUGUUAUAUUUACCAGUAGUCUCUGUUCUGAAAAUGGCUCUUCUGAUAACACACAUACUCACUUUUGUAUCCACCCUCCUGAAAUGCAGCUUUGGAUGAAGUGUAUCAUGCUACUCACCAGAAAUAAGAAGAAGAACAGUUGUAACACCAUGUAUUUAGACUAUUAAAUGAAAUGCUUCAGUGUGCACCUUUCUACUAAGUAUGCCAAAGGGAUACAAUUUUAUAUUAAUUUUUAAAUUAUCUUGUAAUUUCUUUCACAUAUUCUAACUUGUUGAGCAAAAAUGCCAAUAGUUAAACAAAAUUUUUAUUUUGUAUCAAUUUUCAUUUUUUUGGUAAAGUACUAAGAAAUAUCAAGAGAUGGUUCACAUGGCAACAAGCCUAAGUAAGUAUGGAGGUUGCAAACUGUCUUUAAUUUCCUUAGUUCAUGUUUUCUUGAAAGUUUCAGCAGGAUUUUCCUUCUCAUUUGAAAUUUUCUGUAUUUCACAAAGGUAAAUUAUCUGUCUUUUGGGGAAUGUUUUUCUUUACUGUUAAUAGAUACGUGAAGCAAUCACAGUCUAAAGGCAGUAAGUACUGUUUUACAGUCAAUACUCAAACACAGCCAGAAAAGAUUCCUUGUGCAUUCAAACCUCUGAGCACACCUUUGGGCUCUUUCUUGUAACAGCUCCUGCAUUGCUCCCCACAGCAACAGCUCCCUCCCAGCAGCCUUGGAGCAGUUCAGGGUUUGGGAUCGUGAUCUCCCCCCUCAACAGGAUGCUGGUUGGUGGGCAUUCCUGCAGUUUAAAGGCAGCAGCUGCUCUGUAGCUCGAUGCAUGCCCUUCAAAAACACAGGAAUUGCACUCUGGAGCCAGGAUCUGUGUUUUGUCUGGGGCUAUGAACAAGUUGCUCCUAUCCCUGAGCUAUCAGCAUUGCCAGGCUGCUGAAAGAGCAGCAAACUACCAGAACACAUGAACAUUUUUCCAACUGACCCAUGAACCAGACAUCAAAGGAGUUGGAGUAAAAAGCACAGCACUUCCAAGGGCUGAGUGAGCACCCUGAGAAAUUUCUCCAAUUGCUUUUUUUAACUAAUGAUAUGAAGGCUGGCUCUGAGUUAAUGGGUAACGGAAGACACCAACCCUGCACUUACACCUUUGGUUCCCACUGGCUGAGGGCAGAUGAACAGCAGUAAAUUACUGAACAUGUUCAGGACUAAGGCAGCAGAAGCUCAGGCACCUGCAGGGAAAGCCUGGCUAUGAGCAGGCUCCUUGGGCUGAGGCACAGCUCCAUGCAUGAUCCUUGCACACACAGAGUUGCCCACCAGCUGGAUUCACGAUGACAGGAGCCUUUAAGGGCACUGUACACACACACUGUGUAGGAUUUUUAAUGCAUACACACUGCCUCACAAAUUCUUCUUUUAAUGUGCUAUUUAUGCCUUUUUUUGCUAGCAGAAAGAUUUUUCUUUUCAAUUUGAAAUUCUUUAAGAAAUUAGCUAUAGACAGUGUUUGCCCUGAGGUAUUAUUGACCUCUGUCCAGCAAACAACCAAAGAAUAAUUUAUCUCAUUUCAGGCUUCAUGGGGUAUUGUCAGCUUAUGAGAAGAAAGUGUGUCAUUGUGUUAUUGAAAAAGAUUAAUUAGUUUUAAUUAGGAAUAGGAAGUGGCUUCAUAUUUAAUUACUGAUUUUAUUUUUAUGGAUUCUUCCUGAUCUUCUUAGUGAUAUAUUAAUAACUUUUUUUGCUUAUCCACUAUAUAUUAACUUUAAAUUAUCUGAUAGAAAUGACUGAUUACUUUUUAUGGAACUAUUUAAUAUGCAGACAUAUCGUCAAGAUCAGUUGUGAUCUGCAUUGCAAAUUAAUGAAUUAGAUUACUAAAGUAAUCACUAAAUGGUGGCAAUAUAGAUUGGUAUGAUAUAGUACAUGGCAAGAAAAUAAUCUUGAAAUCAUUAGCCAUAGAAAGAAAUAAGAAUUCUUCAGGGCCUUUUGCUGUUGUUAAUGGAAAAUGAAAAACAGAAAGAAAAGAAUGUUUGAAUGAGAAAAUGUGCAGCAGAAUUCUAGCAAAUACCUGCAAGUGUUUGUCCUGAUGGAGUUUGUGUAUUUAAGAAAAGCUAACAGUCCCAAAACAAAGAAUUCUAAAUUAAAUACA